AGGCCAUCGCUACACCGUAGUGUGACCACACUUGCGCAUGUCAGGGCUGAAUUGUUGCUGCACCAGAUUAUACAACAAAACAGAAUUUUCAAGCAGUUAAAUGGUUAUUUGUCAAUUAAAUUGAAGCGAAAACAAAAAUUAAGAAUUAUGAGUAGCUUUACUGCGGCAUUGGCUAUGCUGAGGCAGCGUUUGAUUGCUCCAGCACUGGCAACAUCAACCCGUUGUUAUGCCGUGAAGCCGGCAGCCCCAGCGGCCAAGAAGAAGAAACUGGGAAAGCUUGGACCCAUUAUGGAAAAGACGGUAAUUCCCGUGGAAACAGACGCCAACAAACUGGUGAACUAUGUGUGCGGCAGCAACUACCUAAAGACUGGCCAGGACGUCAAGAUUAAACCGGAUGCAGAGUACCCCGACUGGCUGUGGACACUCAACACGGAACGGAUUAUACCCCUGGACGAGCUCGAUCCCAAUUCGAAGCAAUACUGGAGACGCUUGCGAAAGCUAGCCUUGCGGCGCAACAAUCAGCUCUCCAAGCUGAAGAAGUUCUAGGGGCCAGGCCAGGCCAGGCGCUGGCAUUUAGGUGUUAUCUUUGUUUCGGAGACCAGGUCUUGGCCUUCAACUUUCCUAAGUGUGCAAUCGUGUUGGACCUGUGUUUGCCUUGCUGUCCGGCGCAAGUAUAUAAACACUUCGUCGAUUAUGUUCUUUGCUAAUGUAAAUAACGUAAAUACAUUUUACAACGUCUUGCA
Molecule: messenger RNA, 743 nt
Organism: Drosophila obscura
Lineage: Eukaryota; Metazoa; Arthropoda; Insecta; Diptera; Drosophilidae
Gene: mRpL54
Product: 39S ribosomal protein L54, mitochondrial
Exons: 3
Coding region: 148-546 (132 amino acids)
Cellular component (GO): mitochondrial large ribosomal subunit
Molecular function (GO): structural constituent of ribosome
Source: RefSeq, a predicted model, not a curated record